AUGGCGGCGGCGGAGGAGCUGACGUUACUGGAGAAGUUGCUGGGUUUGAGAAGAGGGAACAAGUAUAGCGCUCAAGGCGAGCGCCAGAUUCCAGUUCUUCAGACAAACAAUGGGCCAAGUUUAACAGGCUUGGCUACUAUUGCUGCUCAUCUGGUCAAGCAAGCCAACAAAGAACAUCUCCUGGGAAGCACAGCGGAAGAGAAAGCUGUUGUUCAGCAGUGGUUAGAAUACAGAGUAACUCGAAUUGAUGGACACUCUAAUAAGGAUGAUAUACGAAAUAUGUUGAAGGAUCUUAACUCAUAUCUUGAAGAUAAAGUCUACCUUACUGGUAAUAAUUUUACUUUAGCAGAUAUUUUAUUGUACUACGGGCUUCAUCGUUUCAUAGUUGACCUCACAUUUCAAGAAAAGGAGAAAUAUCUGAAUGUCUCUCGCUGGUUUUCUCACAUUCAGCAUUAUCCAGGCAUCAGACAACAUCUGUCUAGUGUUGUCUUUAUCAAGAAUAGACUUUACACUAAUACUCAUUAGAAGAUCAUCAAGAUUUCCACACCAUAUGGAAGAGUAAUUGAAAAUUGUUUAAAGGAAAUAGGAUUCCGGACCUUGUAACUAACUUAAAUAGAUGUUCAGUCCUUUGCAGACUGGAAGAACUUUUGAUAAUGUGUCAAAGUAUGUCUAAAUGUCUCAUUUGUUCUUUAGAGUUAAAAUUUUGCGGCUUUUUAAUGUAAAAAAAAUGCAACUGUAGUUUUUAAAAACUUGACUCAAAAUCAAGUUCUAAAUUGCCUUGUUUUUAGGUGAAAUUUAUUUUGACAAAGUUGAUCAGUGGCUCAAUCUUAAUGUGAUAAAAUCUACAGUGCUUUUAGUAUUUGUUUAGCUAUUUAUUGACCUCUGUUCCAUAUUUAAAUUUUCAUUUUUUCCUCCAUGAAUGUUUACACUAGUUUACUAUAAAACUUUAAUAAAUUGUGCCAAGGAUAAAGAAAGGGAAAAGAGGAUUUAUUUGUUCGCAGAUAUUUAUGUGAUCUAGUAAAUAUGG
Messenger RNA from Gracilinanus agilis (Agile Gracile Mouse Opossum), 1027 nucleotides. RefSeq names its product eukaryotic translation elongation factor 1 epsilon 1 (gene EEF1E1). Bases 1 to 525 code for a protein of 174 amino acids. Gene Ontology annotation, biological process: positive regulation of DNA damage response, signal transduction by p53 class mediator. Gene Ontology annotation, cellular component: nucleus; aminoacyl-tRNA synthetase multienzyme complex; cytoplasm. NCBI's taxonomy places the organism in Eukaryota, Metazoa, Chordata, Mammalia, Didelphimorphia, Didelphidae. The record is from RefSeq and is a predicted model, not a curated record. The transcript is spliced from 4 exons.